Molecule: messenger RNA, 1632 nt
Organism: Penicillium vulpinum
Lineage: Eukaryota; Fungi; Ascomycota; Eurotiomycetes; Eurotiales; Aspergillaceae
Product: MFS transporter
Exons: 6
Coding region: 1-1632 (543 amino acids)
Biological process (GO): xenobiotic detoxification by transmembrane export across the plasma membrane
Molecular function (GO): fluconazole transmembrane transporter activity
Source: RefSeq, a predicted model, not a curated record
AUGUCAGCAUUCAGCGUUCGCGAUGCGCCAUUUGGCCAGCUCUGUCGAUUAGUUCUCGGUCCCCGGGUCUUUCUUUACCCUGAUGAGAAGGCUGGAUUCCAGUAUCAACCGGAAGAAACACCAGUUGAAGUACCUACACCUCAAGCGAACAGCAGCUCUACAGACACGGAUGCCGAUGUGGAGAAGGCUGAGCCUAUGUCGUCGCCAGACCAGUCAAAGUCUGGUUACCAGACUGUCAGUUGGUAUAGCGAAACCGAUCCUGAAAACCCGCAGAUGUGGUCACUGGCAAAGAAGAUUGUUACUUUUUCACAGAUCUGCCUUCUUACCUUUUCUGUAUACUGUGGAUCUGCAAUCAUCACUCCAGCUCAGCCAAUCUUCGUGGAGAUUUUCGGUGUGAACGUCCAAGAAUCGUCUUUGGCACUCUCGAUGUAUGUUUUAGGAUAUGGUGUUGGGCCAUUAUUUUUCAGCCCUUUGUCGGAAAUACCGGCAGUUGGACGGAAUAUCCCGUACUUCGUUUCGUUUACGUUGUUCAUAAUUAUCACCGCUGUGACCUCUCGCGUGUCGAAUUUUGCAGGAUUGAUUGUCUUAAGGUUUCUUCAGGGACUAUUGGGUGGCCCAGUUCUAGCAACAGGAGGAGCCUCAGCUGGUGAUAUCCUUUCUUUCCCGAAAAUUCCCUAUGGUCUCACUUUCUGGGGAUGUGCAACUCUAGCAGGACCCGCUUUAGGUCCUCUUUUAUCUGGAUUCUCAGUGCCCCUGAGCUCCUGGAGGUGGUCUAUGUAUGAGCUUCUCAUUCUCUGUGGCUUUACUUGGAUUCUUCUAUUCUUUUUCCUCCCAGAAACCAAUGCCGACUUCAUUCUCUUGAACCGGGCCAAGCGCCUACGCAAAUCCACCGAGAAUGAGAAUCUUCGAUCGGAUUCAGAGAUUAAGCAAGGAAAUACUCACUUCCUGUCCCUUCUCGGUGGGUAUUUGACUACGCCUUUCAUGGUUACCCUGAGGGAUCCGUCAGUUGCCUUUAUUAAUGUCUACACCGGUCUUAUCUACGGUAUUUUUUACUCAUACUUUGAAUCAUUCCCGAUUGUUUUCACCCAGAUUCACGGGUUCUCGAUGGGUAUUAUGGGAACCAUCUUUCUGUGCGUUGUUGUAGCCUGCUUCUUCGGGGCCAGCUCAUACUUGGCGCUUGUCAAGUUCCAUUAUGAGCCCUACACUUAUAAUAAUGGAAUCGGCUCCCCUGAACAUCGACUUCUCCCUGCCGUUGUUGCGGCCUUGAUUGCGCCGUGUGGAAUCCUUAUUUUCGCUUGGACAUCUCGCGAUUGGAUUCAUUGGGUUGUUCCCACGAUUGGAAUUGUUCUAUACAUGUCGUGUGUCUUUGUGAUUACGAUGUGUAUUUUCAUCUAUCUUCCAAUUUCGUAUCCUCGCUAUGCUGCGAGCUUGUUUGCUGCAAACUCAUUCCUGCGCAGCGCAGUGGCUUGUGCUGCUACUCACUUCUCACAACCAUUAUUCGCCAAUCUAGGUAUUGGAAAGGGAUGUAGCGUCCUCGCUGGCUUGACGUGGGCCUGUUUCUUUGGAAUUUUGGUUCUUUGGAAGUAUGGUGACAAGCUGAGAGCUAGGAGUACAUUCGCGCAAGUUUAUUAA